Messenger RNA from Lampris incognitus (smalleye Pacific opah), 834 nucleotides. It is a transcript of the gene rab38a, whose product is annotated as RAB38a, member RAS oncogene family. Gene Ontology annotation, biological process: vesicle-mediated transport. Lineage: Eukaryota; Metazoa; Chordata; Actinopteri; Lampriformes; Lampridae. Gene Ontology annotation, cellular component: Golgi apparatus; trans-Golgi network; vesicle. The transcript has 3 exons. The record is from RefSeq and is a predicted model, not a curated record. Gene Ontology annotation, molecular function: GTPase activity; GTP binding. The coding region runs from base 13 to 651 and encodes 212 amino acids.
CCCUCGGCCGCCAUGCAGAACAACCACCAAAAGGAGCAUCUGUAUAAGAUCCUGGUGAUAGGGGACCUCGGGGUGGGCAAGACCAGCAUCAUCAAGCGCUACGUCCACCACAACUUCAGCCCCAACUACCGCGCCACCAUCGGCGUGGACUUCGCCCUCAAAGUGCUCAACUGGGACCAAGAGACGGUGCGACUACAGCUGUGGGACAUCGCAGGCCAGGAGAGGUUUGGCAACAUGACACGUGUUUACUACCGCGAGGCCAUGGGCGCCUUCAUCGUGUUUGACGUCACAAGGCCGGCCUCCUUCGAGGCCGUCACCAAGUGGAAAGAGGACCUUGACUCUAAACUGACACUUGCCAACGGGAAGCACGUGGCCACGGUGCUUCUGGCCAACAAAUGUGACCAGGCUCGGGAUGUGCUGACCAACAACGGGAUAAAAAUGGAGCAGUUCUGUGAGGAGCAUGGCUUCGUGGGGUGGUAUGAGACCUCAGCUAAGGAGAACAUCAACAUAGACGAAGCGGCCAACUGCUUGGUGAAGCACAUCAUUGCCAGUGAGAACGACCUGAUCCAAUCGGAGGUCCCCGACAUCGUCUCCCCCCAGUUAGAGAGGGGCGGGGGCGGGAGCUGCUCGUCCUGUUUCCGAGCUCAGUAACGGCCUCCUCCCUCGCACACCGCAGCACGGCGUGUGUUUGUGAAAGGGUUUCGAUCAACUUCUGCGGUUGUUACGGCGAGUGAGGAAGGCCCCCAGCACCCUCCUAGGAUGGUGCGGCAUCAUUUUGUUUUUGUUUUUUUGUCAUGUUUAUGUGUUUCUUAUUUUACGAGGAGCAAAGUGGGA